Nycticebus coucang (slow loris) is the source of this 1685-nucleotide messenger RNA. RefSeq names its product RAB26, member RAS oncogene family (gene RAB26). Gene Ontology annotation, molecular function: GTP binding; GTPase activity. NCBI's taxonomy places the organism in Eukaryota, Metazoa, Chordata, Mammalia, Primates, Lorisidae. Bases 80 to 793 code for a protein of 237 amino acids. The transcript has 9 exons. Gene Ontology annotation, cellular component: Golgi apparatus; endosome. The record is from RefSeq and is a predicted model, not a curated record.
GGGUCUGGGUCCGGCUCCGAGUGCGCGGGAAGAGGGACGGCCCGGGACACGGUGGGAACGAACUAAUCGCCAGCCCGCUAUGUCCAGGAAGAAGACCCCCAAGAGUAAAGGGGCCAGCGUGCGCGCUGCCUCAGCUCUGCCCGCAACCAACGGUCCCCGACUGGCUUGUCCCAGGACUGCGCACCCGGGCCCCGACGCGCCGCUCAACCGGCCCCCGCAGGCCAACCGGCCUUCGCUCGGAAGCGGCAGCGACUUAUAUGACGUCGCCUUCAAGGUCAUGCUGGUCGGGGACUCCGGAGUGGGGAAGACCUGCCUGCUUGUACGCUUCAAGGAUGGCGCCUUCCUGGCGGGGACCUUCAUCUCCACUGUGGGCAUCGACUUCCGGAACAAAGUUCUGGACGUGGAUGGUGUGAAGGUGAAGCUGCAGAUCUGGGACACAGCUGGUCAGGAGCGGUUCCGCAGUGUCACCCAUGCCUAUUACCGGGAUGCUCAUGCACUGCUGCUGCUCUAUGAUGUCACCAGCAAGUCUUCCUUCGACAACAUCCAGGCCUGGCUGACAGAGAUCCAAGAGUACGCCCAGCACAAUGCGGUGCUCAUGCUGCUGGGGAACAAGGUGGACUCUGCCCAUGAGCAUGUGGUGAAGAGGGAAGAUGGAGAAAAGUUAGCCAAGCUGUUUGCAGGAGUAUGGGCUGCCCUUCAUGGAGACCAGCGCCAAGACGGGCCUCAAUGUGGACUUGGCCUUCACGGCCAUUGCAAAGGAGUUGAAGCAGCGCUCCAUGAAGGUUCCCAGUGAGCCCCGCUUCCGGCUGCAUGAUUAUGUUAAGAGGGAGGGCCGAGGGAAUUCCUGCUGCCAACCCUGAACCUGGCUGAGCUCAAUCCCUGUCUUGGAAGUCUGUGCAGGUCUACAGGCCCUUCUGACCUUGUCACCCAGCGGCCAACCCUAAGGUGUCUGUUUCUAGGACCUCAGGUCUAACUUUACUCCUCCCAGCAGCAGCCUUGAUAUUCAGUCCCCACAAGUAGGUUUUGGAGCAGCAGCAGGCCCACAGCCUCCCUUCACUGGCUGUGGCCUUAAUACCUUGCUCUCAAGGCCUGCAUGUUGAACGGGUCUUCUGCAUGAAGGAAGGAAAUGCCUCACCAAGUGCACAGACCUUGGUCCAGCACUCUGCUGCCCUCUCCUGGGCACACUCAGUUCUUUGGCUAGGCCACUGGCUGGGCUGGCACAUGUACCCCUUUGAAAAGCCAUGUCUUUACCUGCAGACACUGCUCAGGUAGGGAGAGGACUCCUGCCCACACCUGGGACAGAAGUCUGCAUCACUAAUAACAUCAUGUAUUUGUAUGCCCUGGGAGCCACCUGCUCCCAACUCACCGAUAUAAGGCUCUGGUUCACCAGUCUUCUCAUGUGACCCUGGAGGAUUACCUAAAGCUGUGUGCUACUGUGAAAAGCAUGUGGGCAGUCAUCCAAAUAUCAGGAAACUAGGAUUACCAGAGCAGCCUGCUGACCUGGAGAUGAGGUCCCAUUUACUCACAGCUGAAGUCUGUGUUUGCCAAGCAUGCUCCACCUUGCACUUGGUCUUUUGAUUGCAAGCCUUUGUUUUCAGUCCUAGUGAAUAAAAUUCUGUUUUCUAAAUUUUCUAUCUCAUCCAUUGAAAGAAAUGCCAGUCCUCCCCCAACCCAAGGCUGCUUCC